Molecule: messenger RNA, 4436 nt
Organism: Oncorhynchus keta (chum salmon)
Lineage: Eukaryota; Metazoa; Chordata; Actinopteri; Salmoniformes; Salmonidae
Product: sodium/hydrogen exchanger 9B2-like
Exons: 14
Coding region: 456-2120 (554 amino acids)
Biological process (GO): proton transmembrane transport
Cellular component (GO): membrane
Molecular function (GO): antiporter activity
Source: RefSeq, a predicted model, not a curated record
AUUGAGUAACAAUUUGUGGAUGAGAUUAGAAAACAAUGUAAUGCAGUGGAAAUUCAUAUCCGUCUUCGUUGUUUAAAUUCGGAUUUUGAUUGAACGAACAGUAUACGGAUCCGAUCAAUAGGUCCAACUACUAUUGCUAUCAACUCCGUGCAGGAGUGGACAUCACUAAUCCUGUGGAAUCCGUUAGCAGGCACACACCGUUCAUACAAUGGGCAUGGCAGUUAUUGCGUUUUGAGCCCGUGUUUGCCUCAAAUGCCUCUCUGGCCAAUUCCACCAAGCAAACACUCACUCUCACUGCCUUUGACUGAUGACUCACUGAAUGGGAGCUAGUGCUGGACAGUCAGACCUUGGGAUACAACAGGAACAGAGCAGCAAUGCACCGAUGGCCAACCCUCCACUGCAUUUGCUGUGAGCUUAGAGAAGUGAGGAGGAGAACGUGAACUGUACUAGAUGCCAUGAUGGAGGACGACCAGCCCAAGUCGAAGCCACCUACACCUUCUCCCUUGCUGGACCUAGAACACAGUGACGGAGCCUCGCCAGUAACGAACCAUUCAGAGUUCCUGGGUGUGAACCAGAUUCAGGUGGUGGUGCGCCGGAGCUCCACCCCCCAAGUCACGGAGGAGACCUACUUCAUCCCCCGUAGCCCGGUGGUGGAUGCGGGCACCAACACCGACCCCCCGGUCAUCUGCUGUGGCAGGCUCCGUCGGGAAUGCCCGUGCCCGCCACGAGGCCUCCUGUCCUCCCUCAUCACCAAGGUCCUCAUUGCGUUAGUGCUGUUUGGCGUGGUGUGGUCCAUCACAGAGAAGGAGUGUCUGCCGAGGGGGAACCUGUUCGGCAUCACCGUGCUCUUCAUCUGUUCCGUCACCGGGGGCAAACUGGUGGGCCUCAUACAUCUGCCCAAAUUGCCUCCCUUUCCCCCGUUACUGGGUAUGCUAUUGACGGGCUUCCUGCUGCGUAAUAUCCCCGUGGUAACGGACGCCGUGUACAUCGACACCCGAUGGUCUGCCUCCCUGAGGAACAUUGCCCUCGCUGUCAUCCUGGCCCGAGCAGGCCUGGGAUUGGACGGCUCGGCUCUGAAGAAGCUGAGUAUGGUGUGUGCGCGCGUGGGAAUGGGACCCUGCGUCAUCGAGGCCUGCACCGUCGCCAUCGUCUCCCACUUCCUCAUGGGCUUGCCCUGGAUCUGGGGAUUCAUCCUAGGAUUUGUGCUGGGAGCCGUGUCCCCGGCCGUGGUGGUUCCCUCCAUGCUGCUGCUGCAGAAGGACGGCUACGGCUUGGAGCAGGGCAUCCCUACCCUUCUCAUGGCCGCCGGCAGCUUCGACGACAUCCUGGCCAUCACCGGCUUCACCACCUGCAUGGGCAUGGCCUUCGCCACCGGCUCCAUGUGGUACAACCUGCUGAGAGGUAUACUGGAGGUGGGAGGGGGAAUGGUAGCUGGGGUACUGCUGGGAUUUCUGCUGCGCUAUUUUCCCAGCAAAGACCAGGACAACGUCGUGAUGAAGCGCUCAUUCCUGCUGCUGGGCCUGUCGGUGUUUGCCGUGUUCGGCAGCAACGUGGCUGGCUUCCCCGGCUCAGGGGGCCUCUGCACCCUGGUCCUUGCCUUCCUGGCUGGCCUGGGCUGGAGAAGGUCAAAGGUCCCUGUGGAGGACAUAGUGGGUAUUGCCUGGGAAGUGUUCCAGCCACUGCUCUUUGGCCUGAUCGGGGCUGAGAUCCAGAUCUCAAAGCUGGACAAAAACACUGUCGGCCUGGGCAUAGGCUCUCUGGCCAUUGGUCUGCUGGUGCGUGUUCUCUUUACCUUCGUCUGUGUGCUGUGUGCCGGCUUCAACUUCAAAGAGAAGCUCUUCAUCGCUCUGGCCUGGCUACCCAAAGCAACCGUACAGGCGGCCAUCGGCUCCACAGCGCUGGACAUGGCCCGCAUCAAGGAGGAUACAGAGCUGAAGAAGUACGGCAUGGACGUGCUGACAGUGGCCGUGCUCUCCAUCCUGCUCACCGCCCCCAUAGGGGCCCUGGUCAUCGGACUCAUGGGACCUCGCCUGCUGCAGAAACCAAAGAACCCUGCCUGGGAGCGGGAGCAAAGCGGAACUAUGACCGAGUCCCCAAUCACCUACGAGAGUACCCUCUGAUACCAAACCAACGUCGGUGGUGGGAACCAGGAAGAACACUUCACUGAGGAAAUGACAUGGAUGGAUCGUAGGGAAAAUGGGGGCACUUCAAAGGUGCAUCUAAAUGGCAUCCUAUUCUAGUGUAAGCAAUCCUUCUCACCCCCCUAAAAGAUUUAGAUGCACUAUUGUAAAGUGGCUGUUCCACUGGAUGUCAUACGGUGAAUGCACCAAUUUGUAAGUCGCUCUGGAUAAGAGCGUCUGCUAACUGACUUAAAUGUAAAAAUGCCACCCUAUUCCCUUGAAAGUGCUGUACUGUAUUGAGAACAGGGUUCCUAUUUCAGACUCUUGUGACACCCAUGAUAUUGCCUUUCGGACAGUGGGGUUUUCAGAGGGCCUCUGCCACUUCAUCUGUGUUAUAUGUCCUUGGUGUGUUUGACACCCUGCCAUGUUUAUUUAUAUCUCCCCUGAGGGUAGUUUUUAGGCCUCAGGGGAGAUAUAAAUAAACAUGGCUGCCACUCAACCAACAAGCCACGAUAUCCAAGCAUUCUGCACUAUACUGUAACGUUACAAUGGCUUAAAAUUCAGUAAUGCCACUACUAAAAUUAUACCCGAUCAUAUAUAAUAAUAGUGGUUCGAAGAGCGGAGCCACUGGAAUUGAAUGUGUUUGACAUUGACCAUCAGGCAUAUGUUGUGUGUUCAUUAUCACACUGUACACUGUAUGUACGGCCUCACAAUUUUUUGUUGUUGUCCUUAGGCCUUAUACAUCAAUUUACCAGCUGUUGAUGUUGUAUUCUGUGUGAAUGUAAUGUAUUUGAGAAGUGUGUUGUACUGUGGUUUGAUACAGAGAAAAUAUUAUAUAUAGCGAUGGACGGUUGUUGCUAGCUAGACGCAGGACAAAGGCAAGACAUUUUUAUUUAUUGUACGUUUCCAAUUAAGCAAUAUUCAAAUCAUGUGUGUACUAAAUGUGAACGUAACAAAAGAACAUGAAUAAUAUGGGCCCCUAGCUGAGAUAUAUUUAAGACUUUAAUGCAAAAUCAGUGUAGCUCAGGUAAUAGCAUCACAUUCUGAGCAAUAUAACUGUAAAAUCAAUGUUUUUAAGAAAAGACUGCCAAAAUGGUCUGUUUUUUUUGUUCUAUUCAUUUGUUUUUAUUAUUCAGUAUUUAUAGUUUUGAUUCCAUAAAGAGUUAAUUAUGCAGUUGAUUUAGAUUUUCAUUUUUGUUACGUUUUAUAUGGACUCUUGAAAGGGUCAUUUGUAGUGUAUCAUACCAUGUAAAAGUCCUGUAUAGCUUUUGAAACUUGAACUUCAAAAAGCUCAAUGACAAUUUGAUCUGUUACACAAACUAAUUCCAUUAUAAUUUGCUCCGGAGAGCAUAUAAACCGUAGGUCUAGCUCAGCCAGAAUAUUAUACCCGGAAAUGAUAUAUUCAUACCAGAAAGGAUUUGAUAUUGAGAGAGACAUGUCUGCAAUGGCCCUUUAACGAAGGUGGUAGUCUUUUGACACUGUAAGAGAACAUGAAGGACACCUUCCUAAUAUUGAGAUGCAUCCCUUCCUUUUUCCCCUCAGAACAGCCUCAAUUUGUCUGGACGUGGACUCUACAAGGUGUCAAAGUGUUCUACAGGGAUGCUGGCCCCAAUGCUUCCUACAGUUGUAUCAAGAUGGCUGGAAUGUCCAGCACUCAAAGGACAUUCUUGAUACACGCGGGGAAACUGUUGAGUGUGAAAAACCCAUCAGCGUUGCAGUUCUUGACACAAACCGGUGCAAUACACUUUUCAAAUGAAAUUCACCCUCUGAAUGGCACAUACAGUGCAUUCAGAAAGUAUUCAAACCCUUACUUUCCCAUAUUAUGUUAUUUUACAGCCUUAUAAAGUUGAUUCAAUCAAAAAUCCUCAAUCUACACACAACCCCAUAAUGACUGAAACGGGUUGAAACAUUUUUGCAAAUGUAUUAAAAAUAAACUUAUUUAUGUAAGUAUUAGGGCCUGUAAGAAUAUUUUGAAGAUAAAUGUACAACACAGAGGACUAAAGGUCAAGAGGGAAUUAACGAUCAAUGGAAAUAGUGGGUUUUCUGUAAUAGGGCAUUAAUGAUCAAUGGGUCAGAGACAUGGGAGGAAUUGGUCUACGUUGUCUGAAACAGGGUACUUGUUAUUUGGCCAUUGGCCUAGUUUUAUUGCAAGGAAUUCUAAUUGAUCAACCACAGGCUAGGGUUAGGUUAUAAAUUACAUCCUGUCACUUGGUUCUGUGGAGAGAAUCACUGAGGACAGGGAAGAAUGAACAUCUGCCUCUCAGCAUAACAUCUAUGAUUUGUCCUCUUUGAAUAAACCUAUUUUUCUCUGCCUGA